ACAGAACGUUCCCAUCGACGCCAUUUUCAACCCCCCAAACGACCUCGACAAGACUUCGUAAUUGGUAGAACAGAAAGCGCUUGCCAUAAUGCAGAACCCAGCAGACGAAAUCGCAUCCGUCGUGAAACUAGUCACCACCACCCCCUCGCCAGACGUCCAAAAGCGCGCCCUCGAACGGUAUUACACCAGCGACGCUGGCUUCCGCCAUCCCCUAUGCACUGUCCCCUCCGCGCACAAUUCUAGGGAGUCAGUAAUUGGGAUAUACCAAUGGUAUCGCAUUAUGUCUCCCAAGAUUGAGCUCGAGGUGAACAGCGUCUCUUAUGACAAGGAGAAAGGCAAGGUAUUCCUCGACGUUACCCAAAAGUUUCACAUACGCUUCAAUCCUCUACCCGCCACACCUGCUCGCCUUUCCGUACAUCUGAGUCUCCGUGAAGAAAACGGAUUGUACUACAUCGCCCUACAAGAGGACUUCUACCAUCCCGACGACCUCAUAUCCCUCGUCAUCCCCAUCCUCGCCUCACCCGCACACAUGGCCCUCCGCGCUGGUGCCAUUUCCUCCAACAUCUUCGCUCGAGUAUUCCAGGUCACGUUUGGGUGGUGGCAGCCUUCUACGGGCGAGAGAGUCGGCUCGGAUUGA
This is a messenger RNA of Stereum hirsutum FP-91666 SS1, 637 nucleotides long. RefSeq lists its product as uncharacterized. NCBI's taxonomy places the organism in Eukaryota, Fungi, Basidiomycota, Agaricomycetes, Russulales, Stereaceae. The coding region runs from base 89 to 637 and encodes 182 amino acids. The record is from RefSeq and is a predicted model, not a curated record. The transcript has 6 exons.